AGCCGCAAUUCCACUCAAGAAAAGAUCCUCUCCAAAGUUGUUUUACCCCUCACGUUCUUCACAGAAAAUUCACCAAAAACACAAAAAACAAAACCACCCGUUAACCACCAUCCAAACACCAUUAAUCUCACCUAUUUUUCAUCAAAUAAAAACCCAUAAGCUUACCCUUUAAACUUCAACAAAAAUCAGCCUAAAACAGCCAUGUGAGCGUCACUUUCACUGCUCCUUUUCUCCAUUGUUUGUACGCUAUUAAAAGCUCCCAAAAACACCAUCAUAGACCCCAUGAAACUCAUCUUUACACCCCAUGAAACACAUGAAACAUACCAUUAAAACACCAUAAAUUCCAGCUUUGAAAACCGUCGUCUUUCCGGUUGUUCGGCCGGGUUGGAGUGAGGUUUGUUGAGGUCCGAGGCUAGGUCCAUUUUUGUUCUGGUCUGAGGUUCACAAGAAUAUUUCGGCUCUGUUCGAGAAAAGGGCAAGCGAAGAAGGAGCCAACAUGGAGGGUUUUUUCUCUGAAGGAGAUGCACUUUGCUACAAAUAAUUUUAAUUAUGAUAACAGGAUUGAAGAAGGUGGUUUUGGAAGUGUUUAUUGGGGCCAGUUCUAGGAUGGAUCUCAGGUACCACAUUACUAAAGGAGUAAAUCUUCCUUUCCGUGUAUUACCAACUAUCAAAGAAUUAGGCCGUACACGUACGGAAGUGAAUAUUAAGGUUAAGAGUUUGUUUGGUGCAAAAAUGUUUGCUCUUGGAGUAGUUAUUAAAAUUCCAGUGCCAAAGAAAACUCGAAAAAUGAACUUCCAGGUGACAUCAGGGAAAGCAAAGUACAAUUCAGCCAUUGACUGUUUGGUCUGGAAGAUAAGAAAAUUUCCGGGACAAACUGAGUCAACAUUGAGUGCUGAGGUUGAGUUAAUUUUGACAAUCACAGAGAAGAAGUCCUUGACUCGGCCGCCAAUUCAGAUGGAAUUUCAGGUUCUCAUGUCUACAGCAUCUGGUUUGCGUGUUCGGUUUCUUAAGGUGUGGGAGAAGAGUGGCUACAACACAGUUGAGUGGGUUCGUUAAAUCACUAAAGCUGCUUCGUACGAGAUAAGGUGCUAAGAUGAAAGAACUACUUGAGUUGAGGUUGUCUUCGAUUGAUAGUCGGUGUAAAAAUUAAUCUUUUUGAGGGAUGGAAUCAUACCAACACUUAUGCACCGAAUCCUGUUAGGACUUUAAAUGUGUGUGGGCGAGAAUAGUACUAGGAUGGGUGACCCGCAAAGAGUUCUAAUGUUUCACCUGUUACUGACCCCAACUAGUUUGGAAUUGAGGCGGAGCUUGAUUAUCUUUUUUUUUUUUUUUGGUUGUUGUUGUUGUUGUUGUGAGUGAUUUGUGAGGACUAACAGAAGAGACCUUUAGUUAAUACUUGUCUAGUCCUUUUGCUUAUUGUUGUUGGUUUGUUUGAUAUAUUUUCCCACACAAAUUACUGUAUCUUUGUCUAGCUGGUUCCUGGAAAUGAAUUAGAAGCUAUUUAACCUUCUAUUAAUUGAAAUGUUUUCUUUUGGUUCUAUCAUAUGUGGAUUAAUGACAUAGAGUUUGGAAAAGUUUGAAAGAAAAGUAGACUAAAUCGUGUAACACUUCCUUUUUUAAUUGUUGAAGUUGUUUAAUAUUUUAUGUAUUUGUAUUAGUUUGGUGAAUUGUUGGCAGUUAUUUGAGUUGG
Molecule: messenger RNA, 1690 nt
Organism: Lycium barbarum (goji berry)
Lineage: Eukaryota; Viridiplantae; Streptophyta; Magnoliopsida; Solanales; Solanaceae
Product: AP-2 complex subunit mu-like
Exons: 7
Coding region: 550-1056 (168 amino acids)
Biological process (GO): endocytosis
Cellular component (GO): cytoplasmic vesicle
Source: RefSeq, a predicted model, not a curated record